AUGGAUUUCCUUAUUUGUAAAUCUUGCUAACUCACCUACAAUAUUUCCAACAGAAAGCCAAUAAUCCAAUUAUGCGAUGCUUAGAAUCACUAAUCUAGAGAUCAUUCCCUAGUUAAAAAGUCAAUGUUUGAGAAUUAUCUUUAGCAAGUAAUACCUGAACUUCAAGAUGCAAUACAAAGAAUUCAGGAUAUCUUAGAAAUUCUUUUGAACCUUAGUUCAGGGGAUAAAGUGUUUAAUAGUGAUUAUAUAAUGGAUAAAUGCUCCACUGCUCAUAAUCUUAUAAUAAGAACAAUUGAAAAAGAGAGAUUCAAUUUAAGCUUGAUAGAAAAAUGUGAUCUAAACAUGUAUUUGACUAAAAAAUAAAAUUCCAAUUAUAAAUUAGAUGAUUAGAUAUUCUAGUAGAGCAGCAAAAAUCCUUAAGAACAGAAUGAGUAACCUAAGAAUUAGGAAGUGAAACUUAGGAAAAGAGAUACCAAGCAGUAGAUUAAAUAAAAAUAAAAAGAAUUGGCAAUUUAAAAAGAGAUAGCUUAGAUGUAUACAUCCAAUAACAACGCUCAAGAAAUUUAAAAGAUAGAAGAUAGAUUUAGUGAUAAGUAUUAUGAGUUUUCCCAGAUAAAGCCAGUAUAAUGUAGUCUUUAGUCUAAAAUUCAUAAGAAUGAAUCAAAGCUUCUCCAUUUCCAAAAACUUGUUGAGAAAGAAAUUUAGACAGGAGGUUUUCUCUGGAAUAACUGUUUCAAGUAAAAUAGUAAAUACUAGUGUGAAUUAUUAUUCAGAGGAUCAAGAGAUGGAUUCCGAGGUGAAAAUUUGCGUGAAAAAUGCAAAAAUGAGAGUAAGACACUUUCAUUUAUCCUAAGUGAAUAAGGAUUUGUCUUUGGAGGAUUUGUCACAUCUGAUUGGUAGUAAGGAAUUGUAAAAAUUGGUCCUGGUAGCAAUUCCUUUAUUUUCUCCCUAACUCAUAAUUCAAUUCACCCUAGACUUAAAAAGGAUUGGGAAGUAUAUUGGACAGUUGAUUUGAUUUGGAAACAAUUUAAUGAUCUUGUGAUAGUUGACAAUUGCAAUGUGAAUCAAGACAGCAUUGCUGAAUUAGGGGCACACUAUGAUGAUACUUCAAUGAAGUAGGGACUAAAUUUAACAAAUCACUAAUAUUUAGCGGGAAAAGACCGAUUCAAAGUUCUAGAAAUUGAGGUGUUUAAGGUAUUAGACUCUUCUAAAGAUAAUUCUAUGGUUUAGCAGUUUAAAAUCCAAAUUAAAAAGUGA
Molecule: messenger RNA, 1257 nt
Organism: Stylonychia lemnae
Lineage: Eukaryota; Ciliophora; Spirotrichea; Sporadotrichida; Oxytrichidae
Source: the annotation of a GenBank genome assembly